Messenger RNA from Ilex paraguariensis (yerba mate), 711 nucleotides. Lineage: Eukaryota; Viridiplantae; Streptophyta; Magnoliopsida; Aquifoliales; Aquifoliaceae. The record is from the annotation of a GenBank genome assembly.
AUGGAAGCUCUCAGAGCUUCCUCUCUCUCUUCGUUUCACCUCACAAAACUAUCUACAAGACAUUGCAGUACCCAAUUUGAGAAAACUAAUUUGAAUUAUCCACCAAGUCGACGACCCAAUUCUGCUCUUUCAUCAUUUCACCGCAACAAACCACAAUUCAAGCUAUUUAACGCCAUUUCUUCACCUUUUUUAACUGAAUCCAUAGACCCACCCGAAAAAGAAACUGAAAUUCAAAACCCAGAAGAACAAUUUGAUUGGUUUGCGCAUUGGUAUCCGAUCAUGCCGGUUUGCGACCUUGAUAAGAGGAAGCCACAUGGGAAGAAGGUGAUAGGUCUUGAUGUUGUGGUUUGGUGGGAUAGAAAUGAGAGUGAAUGGAAGGUGUUUGACGAUAGUUGUCCUCAUAGGUUGGCUCCAUUGUCUGAGGGAAGGAUUGAUCAGUGGGGCCGCUUGCAGUGUGUAUACCAUGGUUGGUGUUUUGGUGGCACUGGUGAUUGCAAAUUCAUUCCCCAAGCACCCCGAGAUGGUCCUCCGGUAACUUCUUGCAUGUUUUUAAUGCUUGAUGGUUAUAAAAAUAACCGUGCAACUGAAUUUUGGUUACAUAUGACUGCGGCAUUCUCUGUUUAUCUUUGCCAAAACCCUGUUGACUGUUUAUUCAUUUACAAAUUACAACAUAAGCAAUACGGCAUGCAUCUUAUGAAUAUGAAACUUUGA